This is a messenger RNA of Letharia columbiana, 3927 nucleotides long. RefSeq lists its product as uncharacterized. Gene Ontology annotation, cellular component: TORC2 complex. The transcript has 4 exons. Bases 1 to 3927 code for a protein of 1308 amino acids. Gene Ontology annotation, biological process: TORC2 signaling. The record is from RefSeq and is a predicted model, not a curated record. Lineage: Eukaryota; Fungi; Ascomycota; Lecanoromycetes; Lecanorales; Parmeliaceae.
AUGAGCCAAUUCAAUGGACCGGCCUCCUCGGUGACGCCAACACAAAACAACAUCUUCAGACAUGGCCGCUCGCUUUCCCAUCAGGGUCCUGGUGAGACAAACGGUGCAAGAGAAGGACAAGAAGCUCGAUCGCUUGCCAAUGCGCUUGUCUUUGGGCCCCGGGGUACCUCGCUUGCGCCUUCAGGGCAGCCGCCCGGUAGCUUUAGCUCCGACUUGAAGACCGUAUCAACACCUCGAGCUGGGACUCCGAGAGCAGAGCUGGGUGGUUCUACCGGCGGUGACUACUUUGGAAUGGAUGGAGCAACGUCUUCUGAACAGCGGCAACAUGAGUUACGAGACAAGAUCAACAAGGAAACAAAAAUCAAAAUCGGCUCAGAGAACUUGUUGGAGGCCUUGAUUUCGAAGAAUGCCAAACAGACAAAGGACCAAAGGCAGAAAGUGGAAUCUGAGCUCACAUCAUCUAAUCGGAAGCUCCAAGAGCUUAACCUUCAGCUGGAGAAUGAGAUCGAGCGUUCUAAACGUCCAGCGACGCCCGGUAGAGACCGCCUUUCUGGCCUCUUUCAAGGAAGUCCUCUCAAAUCGCCCAUUAGGGAUGAGAGACUAUCACAAGACCAAUUUUCUUUGCUGGAACAAGAAUCAGAGUCCCCAACAUUCAUUCUCGCCGAGAUUCUUCAAGCCUUGGAAUCAGAGGGCAUGCAGCCUGACUACUACGUUGAUCGAGCCAACAGCCUUGUCGAGUUGUUCAAGAGAUACCCGACUCUGAAGUACGAUCUUGCCUGGCCUAUCUUUGGGCUAAGAGUGCAGACUAUGCUUCUCAGUGAAAGUCGAGAGGUCGUCGCCGCAGGCUACCGAGUUACGAGACACGCGAUUGCAGAUCGGCAAUCUCUAAAGACAAUUCGUAGCCUGAACACCGACAGUCUCGUGAUCUUAUCGCUAAUUAAGGAAAGCAAAGCGAGCAUUGAAAGGGAACAGGCCCUCAAAUUUGUCCGAGCAUUUCUGGACGUCAAAGAGGGUAUCAAGGAACUCUCGAAAGCAGUUAUCCGUACUGUUGUUUCCAUUGCGGAGCACCACGAAGAUCGUCUUCGAAACAUAAGCCUUUUGACAAUAUCCGAGAUCCUUGUUCGAGAUCCGGCAACCAUCGUAACCGCUGGAGGAAUAGCCCCACUCGCUGAUGCUCUCGUGGAAGGAUCGUAUCAUGGAUCGGAAAGCUUGGCUAUGAGUUUUCUACAUUUGCUAGACAAGCCACAGCAAAGGGUCUAUCUGCCAUCCGGUCACGAGCUGGAAUCAGCGUUCACGCCUUUUACCGAUCCUCUUACAGUCCAUGGUCAUGAGGAAAAGCUGAAGUCGAGCGCAAAAUUGCUUGCCGCCAUUUUGAAAACAUGGCCAGGCCUCUUCACAGCCGUCAGUAAAAAUUUCUCAGCAAUUCGGUCUUUGCUCCAAUCCUUGCAGUACCCUGUGCCAAUAGCCAGAGAUCUGAUUCUAGAUCUUCUCUUCGACGUCUUACACAUACAACCUCCUUCCUGGACUUCAUCUUUUCUGGCAGGCCGCCGAUUGACCACCUACGGUCGUGUUGCCAAUUUGAAAGCAGACACCACAGAAUUACCCUUCAAAGCCGACAUUGAGGAAGGAAGCAGCUUCAGCCUUAUGGACCACUUUACGGCUUUGCUUCUUGCUGUUUUCAUGCAAUGUGAUCUAGUAGCGUCUCUUUCUGAGCUCAUUGAGGAUACCGAUGAUUCCAUGUUAAGGAGAAAGGCUACCUUGCUUCUGAGUGAGGUCUUGAAGCUUGCGGACCAUUGCUUGCCAACUGCUGUCAGCGCUAACCUACAGCCGCUACCGGGACUACUCGAAGAGUCGGUUCGAGAAGGAGAACAGGAAGGUUCGAUACCUAGCGGGAUGAUUUACCAAAUCGACAGUGUCAACCGUACUUUGCAGCGCUCCAGUCUAGCAUCCAAAGCACAGCAGUCGGCCACCGCUGCUAGGCAUGUGGAUUUGAACAGCUCCUCCCGGCCUCCCGAGCCUGUGAAGAGCAAAUUGUCCGUAGACAUAGAUGAGCUUCAAUUUCGAUCUCUCCUAUUGGAAACGCAGGUUCUCACCACAGCCAACUAUCUGAAAUGGAAGUGGGACCUCAUUAAUGAUCUCAUUGAAGGACCGCUGCUCAAUUCCAAACGUCUUGAAGAGUCGAUCAAGGCGAGCAAAUUCAUGAAGCGACUGAUUGGAUUCUUCCGACCAUUCAAGUACAAAUUCUCUGAUGCGCGUAAUACCAAGCCAAACCAGCGUUACGUCCGCACUGGAUGUGCCCUAAUGAAAACACUUCUACGGAACCAAGAAGGAAUCGCUUAUCUGACAGAGAGCAAACUGCUGCGGCAAUUGGCUGAGUGCCUUGCCCAGCUGGAUAGGACAAGUGGCCUGACAGCCACACAACCGCUUUUCUCUCCCUAUCGAGUCUCGGAAACAUUGGCCGGAGGGUACUUCGCACUCUUGGGUGCUUUGAGUAGCGAUCCCAAGGGACUUCAGAUGAUUGAACGUUGGCGCAUGAUCAACAUGUUUUAUCAUAUCAUGGAGCUAGACGGACGGGAGGAUCUCAUACGCAUUCUUCUCAGCAACAUGGACUUCUCCUUGGACAGUCAUCUCCGAGUCAUGUUGUCCAAAGCGUUGACCUCUUGCCCGAAGAGCGUUCGCAUCUAUUCCACGAGACUUUUGCGGAAGUACGCAACGUCCUCGACGCAAGGAGCUGGUCAGGGUAUGAGUCAGGGAGGUUGCGAAUGGGCCAUCUGUCUUUUGGUCACGCAACUUUACGAUCCGGAAGUGCAGGUGUGUGAAAUUGCUGUACAAAUCCUGGAAGAAGUCUGCAACCAAAGAGCACAGCUCGAAUACGUCGUCAGGUGCCGUCCCGCUUUGGAUCAUCUUGGCGCCAUCGGCGCUCCUUUACUUCUACGCUUUUUAUCUACGUCACUGGGGUAUCAGUACCUUCACGGCCUCGAUUAUAUCACCCAAGAAAUGGACGAUUGGUUUCUUGGCCGAAAUGAUGCCUAUGUUACCUUGGUAGAAGCCUCACUGUCUCGUGCACUGAUGGUGCUCCCAGAGCAACCCAAGUCUAGCACUGACGAGCAACUCAGAAGUCAAGAAUACGGGACUGUUCCUCCGCAUUUCUACAGAGAGCUUACGAGGACGAUCGAAGGGUGUCAGCUCUUGCGAGACUCGGGACAUUUCGAUGCUUUCGUCGCGAAUAUCCGGGAUAAAUGGGGUGAGCAUGAGGAUUCGGAGACAAUGCUCAAGCUUAAAGGCUCACUGUGGGCUGUCGGCAACGUUGGAUCUAUGGAACUUGGAGCAUCUUUUCUAGAAGAGACGGACGUUGUGGGGUGGAUUGUGAAAAUUGCAACGUCUUCCGAGGUCAUGACGAUAAGGGGCACAGCUUUCUUUGCCUUGGGCUUGAUUUCGCGCAGUCUACACGGGAUGGAAAUCCUCACAGAGCAUGGUUGGACUGCAGCAACUGACCAUCUCGGCCGUUCACUCGGAUAUUGCUUGCCACCGUACCUCCAGGAUCUCUUCUCGAUGGAGUCUCAAAAAGUAUCCAGUUCACCCGAUCAAAAGCCACCAUCAUUGAGGCGAAAGCAGAUGACCGAUCCCGAGGAAGACCCCAUCCAGGCUCGCAUUCUCAGCCUAGCCGGCGACCUUGGCAACACAGUGCUUACCAAGAGAGCGGCGAGCGAUCUCUUCGGCAUCAAAACCAAGGCACCUGAGCUAUUCACUUCGGUAGCCCUCUUUCGAAAAAUCAUGCUCAUCCUCGAGGGGCAUAAUUUCCGCCUUCCCGUGCGUCGUUUUGUGAUUGAUUUAUUUGACAAGACAAUCAUGAGGCGGAUAGUGCUUGAAGAAGAGUACGGGAAUGAUCAUGAGCCUUCGGAUGCAAGGAGUGACUUGGUAGGCUAG